CUUCCUCCUUGCCCCGGCCCCCCGCCUACCAGGCCUCUUCCUCCGGUUCCUACCAAAUAAAGAAACCGCCAUCGACGACGACGACGACGACGACGAGUAGUCUCUUCUCUCUCAUCACAGUCUUCUCUCUCCUCUACCAACAACAACAACAACAACAACAACGGCUCUCACGACUCUUGUCACGCAAUCGCUUCAUGUCGACCCAUUACAUCAUGGCAUCGGAAAAUCAUCUCUCUCGCGUCAAUCUCCCCUCGUCGCGCCCGCAGAUCCAGCGUUUCAGCGUCCGUCACGGGUAGAGCGACCCCACCAACACCGCCUUUCCUCUUCGAAGCGCAAAAUCCAUGCAGCGCCAGCGAGCAGUCAGCAGCCAGCACCCACCAGCGGGUACGGCGGACCUGCCGCCGCCGCUACUCCAGCCGACCGUCGACCAUGACCGCUUGGGGUUUCGGCCUUAAUGCGACGCUUGGCCGAUCGAGCGCUGCCUCCGCAGAUCGCCCUUCACAUGCGCUGCAACCCGACUCUUUGCGAGCAGCAGCGCCUUAUCGCGACAUCUUUUACAGCCUCCGCCGCCUGACUCUCGCUGCUCCUCGCUCGCCCGCCAAUGACAAGGCUGCGGGCUCGGCCUCGUCCCUGUGGGAUCGGGCUCUAAUCGUUCGCUUGAACCACCACCACCACCACUCAACCAACCAUUGUAAUUGAUAGCGCCUUCAGUUGUCUUUUACCUUUGGGAGUUUUUCUUUCCUCUUUCUUGUUUUUGUUUUGCAAUCACAGCAUCAGUGGCGCCGGGGAAUUGUAAGAAUACGGAAUCAUGUCUUGGGGGGAUCUGUAUCAUCUAUGGUUUUCUGUUGUUUGCCUCUUUUACGCGUUCGUUUUUUGUUUGAACAUACCCGGGUUGCCCAUCGAUGCGCCCACUCGUAUCCUAGUCGCUUUUAGCAAUCAGCCUGCCUCAGGCGAAUGCCAAACACAUGCUCAAAAAAACCUCUUCGUUCUUGCUUUGCAGUAGUGAUGUUUUUUGCUUGCUUUUUCCGCCCGCGGCGAUCGCCCUGCUUACUUGCUUCUGCCGCUGCUGUUGCCUUGGCUGCCCGCCUUCCUCAUCCUGUCAGCCUUGCAU
This is a messenger RNA of Aplosporella prunicola CBS 121167, 1111 nucleotides long. RefSeq lists its product as uncharacterized. The transcript has a single exon. The annotation marks the transcript as partial. The record is from RefSeq and is a predicted model, not a curated record. Lineage: Eukaryota; Fungi; Ascomycota; Dothideomycetes; Botryosphaeriales; Aplosporellaceae.